This is a messenger RNA of Diaporthe citri, 4143 nucleotides long. RefSeq lists its product as uncharacterized. Gene Ontology annotation, molecular function: lipid binding. The coding region runs from base 1 to 4143 and encodes 1380 amino acids. The transcript is spliced from 3 exons. NCBI's taxonomy places the organism in Eukaryota, Fungi, Ascomycota, Sordariomycetes, Diaporthales, Diaporthaceae. The record is from RefSeq and is a predicted model, not a curated record.
AUGGCGGAACAGCCACAGGACUUCGAUGAGCAAUACUCACGGAGGUCGCACGUGGGGCCUCACUCUGGCGGCCACCCCAUCCCUACCAUCCAGGGCUACAAACAGCACAGGAGGGAUCUGAACGACCGCCAGCAGCAGACAGAGGCGGCCCAGGAGGGUCCCGAGGACGAGUCAAAGCCAAAGAGGGCAUAUGAAUCAGUCAAAACCAUCUUCAAAGGCGAGGAUGAGCAGAAGGGCAGCCAUGAGCCUUACUCUUCGACAAACCGCCACUAUGUCGUGCCCCCAGGCCAGGAGCCCCAGGGCCAGCAGUCUCAGGGUGGACAGUUCCGGGAUCAGGAGCAGGUGCCGGAGCAGGAGCAGGUGCCGGAGCAGGAGCAGGAGCAGGGGCAGGAGCAGGGGCAGGAGCAGGGGCAGGAGCAGGAAAAACCAACACGGGACGAGGAAGAUGUAGAUACCCGCCAAUUUGACGAGGCGAGCCAGGAAGACGACCAGCAGCCCCAAGAAUCACGGCAACAGCAGAAGGAAUCCAAAGAUGGGGGUAAGGAUGGGGAGUCGCAAGAGAAGACCGCCACGGAGAAGGUAGCCAGCUCCGUCGACCCCAAGGAGAAGCGGAAGGCCAUGAAGAAGAGCAAACGCCAGACUGGAGGCCGCGAGGUCACCGAUCCAGUCACCCACCUACCCAUCAUAAUCCAGGACCAGACCGACAAGGACCUAAAGUCCGCACCGGAGAACGAGCCCGAGCCCGGGGAGCACCACACCACGGCGACGGGCCCACAGGGCGCCUCCAAGACGGACGAGGAGCUCCAGAAGGAGUGGGAGAUGGGCCAGAGGGGCCACAACGGCGUCCAGAAGCUCUUCCCCCCGCCCAAGUUCGCCGACCUAAAGGACGAGCUGGCCUCGGCCUACCAGUCCACCGUCCGGGCGGGCUUGUCGGUCAUCGGCGUCGUCGCGGCCAGCCCGUUCCUGAUCUCGUCCCUCCAGGGCCGGCUGAUCCCGCAUUGGUCGACGCUGCUCACCGUACUGGGAUUUCUAUCCGUCACACUCGGCACCGCCUGGGGCAUGGGGAGGUGGAUCUCCAAGAAGGUCGACGAGAUCGUCGAGGACGAGACGUGGGACGCCUCCAGGAGGGAGGAGGAGGCCACGGUCGCCUCUGACUCUGAGCUUCCCGAGUCGGUGCAGUGGCUAAAUAGCUUGGUGGCUUCGAUUUGGCCGCUCGUCAACCCGGAUUUGUUCUCAUCCCUGAUAGAUAUGAUCGAGGACAUCAUGCAAGCAUCCCUUCCAAGAGUCGUCAAGAUGGUCUCAGUCGAUGAUAUGGGCCAAGGAAACCAGUCACUACGGGUACUAGGAAUUCGCUGGCUACCCACUGGCGCUGCUAGCCGCACUGUCGGUCCCAAUGGCAAGCUGGAAAAGGCGGACAACGAUAAGACAAGCGAUCGCACAGAUCCUGAAGCUGCACAGGAGGAAGGCGCCCACGACGAAACGUCUGACGAGAAACAGGAAGGCCAGGACGAUGGUAAAAACAAGACCAAGGAAGAGGAGCAGUCCGAGGCUGCGAUGCGCGAGGGUAUGGAGGCCGAAGAGGGCGACUUCAUCAACCUGGAGCUCGCAGUGGCUUACCGCAGUCGGGCCACGGGCAAGUCUAUCAGGGCUAAGGCCAAGAACGCACAUCUGUUCUUGAAAUUCUACUCGGUUGGUGGUGUGGCAUUCCCAGUCUGGGUCGAGAUGAGAGGCUUCAUCGCAACUCUGCGCCUGCGACUGCAACUCACUCCCGACCCACCGUUUGUCAGCCUUUGUACCCUGACCUUCCUCGGACAACCCAAGGCCUCGUUAUCAUGCGUUCCGCUAUCGAAGCAUGGGCUAAAUUUAAUGGACGUACCGAUGUUGUCAUCUUUCGUUCAGUCAGCCAUCGACGCCGCUCUAGCCGAGUAUGUCGCGCCCAAGAGUCUAACCCUGAACCUCAAGGAUAUGCUCAUGGGCGAGGAUUUCAAGAAGAACACCACCCAUCAUGGUGUGAUAUUCAUCUUGAUCAAGCGAGCUCGUGGCUUCAAACAGGGCGACGGCGGUAUUGGGUCCUCAGGAGGCUCGAGUGACGCGUACGUCACCGUCGGCUGGGGUAAAUUCGGCAAAACAGUGGCCUCGACCCGGAUCAUUGAGUCCACGCAAGAGCCCGACUGGCACGAGUACGCGAAUAUCUUGGUGUCGGCAGAGGAGCUGAAUGCCGAGGAGAAGUUGCGGUUGCAGCUCUGGGAUUCGGACAAGCACACCGCAGACGAUGACCUCGGCCGGGUCGAGGUCGACCUCAAGGAGCUGAUUAACAAGCCCGAGAGCCAUAAUCAGAUGCAGGACCGAGAAGACCGUUUCACAGGCCAAGAUCCUGAGGAGCAAAUGCCCGGCACGCUACAGUGGUCUGUCGGGUAUUUCUCCAAGGUCAGGAUCCUGCAGCAGCAGCUGGAGCAGCAGACUGUCAUCGAGAAGAUCCGGACCCAGGAGCAGCUGAAGGAGCAUGUCGCUGAACAGUCCGCAAACAAGCUCAGGGAGGCCGGGAAGGCACCGGACGACGAGGAGCUUCAUCAGCAGCGUGUCCAAGACUAUGCCGAACUCGAGGACAAUAUGAUCAUUUCUGCGCCUCCACCACGGGAAUAUCCCUCUGGUAUCCUCAGUGUGCAGAUCCACAACAUCACUGGCUUGGAGGUCCAGAAGCUGCGUAAGCGAGACAACAAGAACGGCGAUUCCGAUAUUGAAGAAGAAACGGAGACGGAUGACGACAUGCCUGACAGCUACUGCAACAUUAUUUUGAACCACAAGAAGAUCUACCGGACCCGCACGAAGCCGAAGAACUCUAAGCCAUUCUUCAAUGCCGGUACAGAAAGGUUCGUCAGGGACUGGAGAAACUCUGAGGUCAUCGUCGCUGUUCGCGAUGCCCGUGAACGCGAAGACGACCCCCUGAUCGGCAUCGUAUAUCUGCAGAUCGGCAAGCUGCUCAAGGACAGGAGCCAGGUGAUGCAAAUGUUCCCCCUUGUCGGCGGGAUCGGCCUCGGCCGAGCACGCAUCUCGAUCGUCUGGCGAAGUGUUGAGCUGAAGCUUCCUCCGCCUCUGCAGGGGUGGGACUAUGGCACGAUCGAGAUCCGAGGUGCGAUCCGUGUCAAGGGACAGCUCCCAGGAAAGCCCACCAAGAGUCGGCUCAAGAUCCGCAGCGACCUUGGCAGAGUGAAGAUGUACCCCAACAACGACCAGGGAGAAUGGCUGCUCAAAGGCAAGGACAGCAGGAACCAAAGCGCAUUUCUGCCUGUGCGGAAGCGAUACAGCUCGGCGCUGGUUCUCGAAUUCCGCGAGUCCACGCUCGGGCCUGACAAGUCGCCUGCUUUUGCGGUACUGUGGCUGCGUGACCUCGUUGACGAGGAGAGCGAGACGAAGGCCCUCAAGGUGUGGAGAGGCGGCAAGCAGCAGAUUGCCAGGGCUGAGUCAAACUGUGAUUACAAUGGUAUAGAGGAGGGCGAGCAGCCGCUCGGUGAGAUCGAGACGGAGCUCAAGUUUUGGCGAGGGCUCUCCGGAUAUCACAAGCGCUUUGCUGCGUCGUCCAAGAGGGGCAACAUGAAGCAGGUAAUGGAGUGUCUGGACACGAUCACGGAUGAGAGCCUGGCCAAAGACGACGAUGAGGUCGAUGAUGAAGAAUACGAAGACUCAAGCUCGGAGAACUCCCGCAGCAGCGACGACAAGGCGGCCAAGAAGAGACUGAAGGUGCACACGAAUGACGACUCGUCGGCAGCCGAGGACUCGGACUCGGACGGCUCGAACUCGGAGGAGAAGAAGCAGAGGUCCAACUCGAACUUCUCGAUUUCGAACCUACGCAAGGCGCCCAAGAAGAUCCUGCGCAACCCAGUCGAGGGCACGACGUCGACGGCGGCGUCGGUCAUCGCCCCGGGCCACAACGACCCAGAUGACGGGUCGCGCGGCGUGCGCAACCAGCUGCGCGACUACAAGGAUCACCACAAGCAGCUGCACCGCAAACACCGCGGCAUCAUGCAGUGGCGGGCCGCGCGCGAGGUCGACCACCUAGGGAGCAAGCUCAGUGACCUCAAGGGGAACGUCAGCGGGCUUUUUAAGCACAGCGAGAAGGGCGACGGGGUCGAGACUGAGGUGUAG